AUGGCCACAGGUUCGACGGAGCGGUAUAACCGGCCGGCGCCGCUCAACACUUCGCCCUCACAGCCACGGGGCAGCAUGGGAAGCACGGGUAGCUACAGCACGUACAACUAUCAGGAACCGGUAGCGGGCUCUUUCAACGCGCCCAUGGCGACCAACACGAUGCAUUACCCCUCGGGAUACGGCCAGGACGGCCGUCCCGCGCAGAAUUUUGGAGGAUACAACGCAGCCAUGACCAUGGGCUACGAUAACUUGGCUGGCGCGACGGGCUCAGUUUACGAUAACCAGGCACAGUUCCAACGGCAGCCUGCAGCCGCUCCCAUCUUGCCAACAGACGUGUCGACGUCGUACUUCUCCAACGAUCCAAGCAGUAGCACAGGAACAUCCAACAUUCCCCAUGCGCAACCCGCGAGCGCCACGGCGACCGCAUAUCAACAGCCGCAAAUGGCAAACUACCAGACCAACAUCUCCAAUGUGGGCGGGAUGCCGCAGCAGACAGCGAGUGCCGAUGUAUCAAUGGAAGAGCAGGAUUACGCCGCCACGGGUGGCUUGGAGGAGAAAUGGAUGGAAUACCAGUCAGCACUGCGGGGUGUCUUCCAGAACGUCCGCAACGGCGUGCUCGAGAGCGCUAGCCAGUCGCUCCUGGAUGUGUCGAACUGGCUUUUAACGCAAGUCGUCGAUCUCGGCCUCAACCUUGACGAUCAAAACCUACACGGAGACCGAAUCAAGCUCUGGAACGACUUCAACCACGCAUGGCUCGCGCUUUUCCAGAUGCAGAAGGACAUGAUGGAGCCUGGAAGGCAGUUGCAACGAUCGCAGACCCUUGUCACCAAGGAAGGCUUGGAAAAGAUGGGCAAAGAGCUGGUCCGGCUUUGCGACGGCAUCGAACGCCAUGGCCUUGUCGAUUACCAAUACGGGGUUUGGGAGCAGCAGAUCAUCGAGAUUCUUGAGGCUUGCCUCGAUCAAUACGAGGCAAACGAAGAAUCCAGCGGCAACGGCGGCGGAGCCCAAGCAGGAUCCGGCUCCCAUCAAGGGAGCAGAUAA
Molecule: messenger RNA, 1041 nt
Organism: Colletotrichum spaethianum
Lineage: Eukaryota; Fungi; Ascomycota; Sordariomycetes; Glomerellales; Glomerellaceae
Exons: 3
Coding region: 1-1041 (346 amino acids)
Source: RefSeq, a predicted model, not a curated record